This is a messenger RNA of Microtus ochrogaster (prairie vole), 4655 nucleotides long. RefSeq names its product microtubule affinity regulating kinase 2 (gene Mark2). Gene Ontology annotation, biological process: protein phosphorylation; intracellular signal transduction; microtubule cytoskeleton organization. Lineage: Eukaryota; Metazoa; Chordata; Mammalia; Rodentia; Cricetidae. Bases 385 to 2967 code for a protein of 860 amino acids. The record is from RefSeq and is a predicted model, not a curated record. Gene Ontology annotation, molecular function: tau-protein kinase activity; ATP binding. The transcript is spliced from 20 exons. Gene Ontology annotation, cellular component: cytoplasm.
GCCAUGUUGGGAGCAGCAGGUCCGGCGGCGGCUGCCUGUGUGCCGGGCGCGGAGCAGUGCGGCUGAGGGCAGGGGAGGAGCGAGGCAGGCGGCCGGCUGCGGUGGCAGAGAGUAGGCGGAGCGGCGCGGCCGGGCCGAAAGGCGGCACAGCCCAGCCGGGGGUCGGGGGGGUGCGGUCCGGAGCCGCUCGGAGCCGGCGAGGCCUAGCCCGAGCGGCGCAUCCCCGGGCUGGCGUAAGCGAUCGCCUGGCCUCCCCGCACCCCCGGCCGGGGCCCAUGCAGCGGGUGCGCCUGCUGUGAGAAGCCCCGCCCGGUCGGGCUCCAAGCCUUCCCUUUCCUCCCUUCCUCCAAGCUUCUCGAUUCCCUCCCCUGAGAUACCGGCGCCAUGUCCAGCGCUCGGACCCCCCUACCCACGCUGAACGAAAGGGACACGGAGCAGUCUAGGUUCCCAGGCAGGAACCGCUCGGCCUGGCUGCUUCGCUUUUCACUGAGGAGGUGGUGGAAGGUGUCGUCUGGCUUGUGCCGGCUGAGUAAGGGUGGCUGGCUGAGCCGGCAGCCCCCGCCCUGGGCCUGGCUCUUCCCGGCCUCUGUACUUUGCCCUCGCUGCCUGACAGGUUCUGCUGAAUGGAAGUUGCUGGUAUCCCUUGUCCCUUUCUCCGGCUGGCCCACCUUGGGACACCUUGAUUCCAAGCCCAGCAGUAAGUCCAACAUGCUGCGGGGCCGCAACUCAGCCACCUCUGCUGAUGAGCAGCCCCAUAUUGGCAACUACCGGCUCCUUAAGACCAUUGGCAAGGGUAACUUUGCCAAGGUGAAGUUGGCCCGGCACAUCCUGACGGGGAAAGAGGUAGCUGUGAAGAUCAUUGACAAGACUCAGCUGAACUCCUCCAGCCUUCAGAAACUAUUCCGAGAAGUAAGAAUAAUGAAGGUUUUGAAUCAUCCUAACAUAGUUAAGUUAUUUGAAGUGAUCGAGACUGAGAAGACCCUCUACCUUGUCAUGGAGUAUGCCAGUGGUGGAGAGGUAUUUGAUUAUCUGGUGGCCCACGGCAGGAUGAAAGAAAAAGAAGCUCGAGCGAAAUUCCGCCAGAUAGUGUCUGCUGUGCAAUACUGUCACCAGAAGUUUAUUGUUCACAGAGAUCUAAAGGCAGAAAACCUACUCUUGGAUGCUGAUAUGAACAUCAAGAUUGCAGACUUUGGCUUUAGCAACGAAUUCACCUUUGGGAACAAGCUGGAUACUUUCUGUGGCAGUCCUCCUUAUGCUGCCCCAGAACUCUUUCAGGGCAAAAAAUACGAUGGUCCUGAGGUGGAUGUGUGGAGCCUGGGAGUCAUCCUCUAUACACUGGUCAGCGGGUCCCUGCCUUUCGAUGGACAGAACCUCAAGGAGCUACGAGAGCGGGUACUGAGGGGAAAAUACCGUAUUCCAUUCUACAUGUCCACGGACUGUGAAAACCUGCUUAAGAAAUUUCUCAUACUUAAUCCUAGUAAGAGAGGCACUUUAGAGCAAAUUAUGAAAGACCGGUGGAUGAACGUGGGGCACGAGGACGAUGAACUGAAGCCUUAUGUGGAGCCACUCCCUGACUACAAGGACCCCCGACGGACAGAGUUGAUGGUGUCCAUGGGUUACACACGGGAAGAGAUCCAGGACUCACUGGUGGGCCAGAGGUACAAUGAAGUGAUGGCCACCUAUCUGCUUCUGGGCUACAAGAGCUCUGAGCUGGAAGGUGACACCAUCACUUUGAAGCCCCGGCCUUCAGCUGAUUUGAGCAACAGUAGUGCCCCAUCUCCAUCCCACAAGGUUCAGCGCAGUGUCUCUGCCAACCCAAAGCAGCGACGCUCCAGUGACCAGGCCGUCCCUGCCAUUCCCACUUCGAAUUCCUAUUCUAAGAAGACUCAGAGUAACAAUGCAGAAAAUAAGCGGCCUGAGGAAGAGACAGGGCGGAAAGCCAGCAGCACCGCCAAAGUGCCUGCCAGCCCUCUGCCUGGCCUGGAGAGGAAGAAAACCACUCCUACCCCCUCCACAAACAGCGUCCUCUCCACCAGCACAAACCGAAGCAGGAACUCCCCACUUUUGGACAGGGCCAGCCUUGGCCAGUCCUCUAUCCAGAAUGGUAAAGACAGCCUAACCAUGCCAGGGUCCCGGGCCUCCACGGCUUCUGCUUCUGCCGCAGUCUCUGCGGCCCGGCCCCGCCAGCACCAGAAAUCCAUGUCUGCCUCCGUACACCCCAACAAGGCCUCUGGGUUGCCCCCCACGGAGAGUAACUGUGAGGUGCCUCGGCCCAGCACAGCCCCCCAGCGUGUCCCUGUCGCCUCCCCCUCCGCCCACAACAUCAGCAGCAGUGGUGGAGCCCCAGACCGAACUAAUUUCCCCCGGGGUGUGUCCAGUCGAAGCACCUUCCAUGCUGGGCAGCUCCGACAGGUGCGGGACCAGCAGAAUCUGCCCUACGGUGUGACCCCAGCCUCUCCCUCUGGCCAUAGCCAGGGCCGGCGGGGGGCCUCUGGCAGCAUCUUCAGCAAGUUCACCUCCAAGUUUGUCCGCAGAAAUCUGUCUUUCAGGUUUGCCAGAAGGAACCUGAAUGAACCUGAAAGCAAAGACCGAGUGGAGCCGCUCAGACCUCACGUGGUAGGCGGUGGAGGCAAUGACAAGGAAAAGGAAGAAUUUCGGGAGGCCAAGCCUCGUUCCCUGCGCUUCACCUGGAGCAUGAAGACCACGAGCUCUAUGGAGCCCAAUGAGAUGAUGCGGGAAAUCCGCAAGGUGCUGGACGCCAACAGCUGCCAAAGCGAGCUGCACGAGCGAUACAUGCUGCUGUGCAUGCAUGGCACACCAGGCCACGAGAACUUUGUACAGUGGGAGAUGGAGGUGUGCAAACUGCCCCGGCUAUCUCUCAACGGUGUUCGGUUUAAGCGGAUAUCGGGCACCUCCAUGGCCUUCAAAAACAUUGCCUCCAAAAUAGCCAAUGAGCUGAAGCUUUAACAGGCUGUCAGGAGGGGGGCAGCAGAGACCCACCAGUGGACUUGGCUGCUUGGCCAACCCUGCAAUCCCCAGGGAGAAACUGCAGGAUGAGUUGGUGUGUCUCCCCUGCUGGCACUUGUCCCCUUCCAGGCUCUUCUCAGUUUUUUCUUCCAUGUUUGUGGGGGAUGGGAAAUGGUUCUUUCCUCCCUCACAUUCACCCCUGCCCAGAAGUCCCUCCUUCCCCUCUUCCCCUACAGGAGGCAAAGGAAGGGGAAGGUGUGGGGGGGGCAGGGCUCCCCCUCGGUACUGCGGUUGCACAGAGUAUUUCGCCUAAACCAAGAAAAUUUUUAUUACCAAAAAGAAAAAAGAAAAAAAAAACUCCCAGCGGCCACCUUUCCUCCCUGCCCCAUUGGGACAGUCAAGACUGGAUCUGUGGGGUUCCUGGGAGGGUGGCUCAGGGCUGGAACACUCUCAGGCAAGAGUGGUGGAGUUCCCUGGCAGGCCCUCCGCCAGGCCCACUUUGGGCUUCUCCCCUCUCCCCACUUCUUUCCCCUCCAAGCGACCCACCAGAGGUGGCCUUCCCCGCCCCCGGGCCCUUGGGCUACAGGCCUUUACACUGGGGCCGGGUGGGGGUACUGCACAGCCUUGGCGAGGGCGGGCGGUGGGACCCUGGUCCCCUCCAUACCAUGUCCUCUGCUCACCUUCCCCAGAGCUGGGCAUUUCCUUCCAUGAGCUGCUGUGGGGAUAUCUGUCCCCUCCUCAGAAGUCUGUGCCAUCUUCUCCCACCUUUCCGGCGGAAGGCGGGGCUGACCCCAGUACUGGGGGAGAGGUGGGGGUUGGGUCGUGGGCUCUCAGCCCCCAGGGGGCUGCUUGGGAGCGGGGACACAGCCUUCUCCGUUCCGGGCGUGUUUGAAAGCACAGCCCCUCACCACCACCCCACUGCUUCCCCUUCCUUGGCAUUAAUCUGGGCACCGUUCUCUUCCUUCAGCCUUGCCUUUUCUUCCUGGCGCUGCCGCCCCUCCUCUCAGGAGACUGCCCAGGGCCUCCAUGGCUGCCUGGCGGAAGGCUGGAUUGGGCGGCAGGUCCAGGAGCCUCUGUCCUUCAUAGGGUGGGGCGAAGUGACUGGCACUUGCUAACCUCCAAGGCCAGUGUGUGACUGGGUGGCUCUAGGCGCUUGGCUGGUGGUGGCCACUGCAUCCCUUAAUUUAUUUCUCUGCUGUUUCAGUUCUUGAGAAAUUGGGGGAGUCUUACAGAGGCUGCCUCUGCCCUCACCUGAGUUGUACAUUUUUUUUGUGAUGGGUUUUAUUUUUUAUUUUAUUUUUUUGAUUUACAAUGACUCCGCCCCUAGCCUGUGUCGUGUCACCCCCACCCUCACCGGUUCAUCACCCUGGCUCCCAGACCAGGCCAGACUCAGCCACAUGUUGAGUCCUUGGGUUCCAGGAAGGGACCUUGCCAACCUCAACCCUCCAGCCCCGUGCUCCACUGGCUAUGGCUCAGACCAAGGGCUCCUCCUCCCCCCUCUUGCCCUAUGGAACAGCCCGGGUGCUCCAAGGGGGCCAGGAGGGCAUGGCUUGGCUCCCAGCGACUGGGGUGGGGGCCGGGGCACCCAGGCAAGGUGGCCCCUCCCUGCCUAGCCCCCUCUUCCCUUACCCUGCACUUAGUUUCUCCUCUGGAUCAAACACGUAAUAAAGAGAAUGUUUGGAAUCUGA